GGGAGCGGGCGCGAAAUCGCUCUCUUCGCCGUCGCGCGCGCCGCUCGCGCGUAUCAUCUUAGCAUCGAACCUGCCCGCGACGCGCAGCAUCCGCUCGCGGACAGUGUCUGUUCGGACGUCGUUCGGAGCAGAGCACCAAGCGCACCGCCGACUCAGCACGCGAGCGCGCGCUCUCGACGCGAGUAAAAGUUUUUCAAGUGCGCUGCGCAUUGUUCCAAACUUUGCAAAUCAAACUUUUAUUAUCACAUCAGUUAAUUACAAGUUGCUCUUCGACCAACAACACAUCCAGCAGAUCAUCACUGACAACUUUAUCAGACAACUGUAUUCUACACGCACGUGUUUUUCAAGCGCACGUGGCUUUUCAACUUGUCUACACAACCCUAAGACGCCUCGAGUGCGAAAUGUGCCACUUGUAUCCUCGGUGCCAGGGAGAGGAUUCGGUGAUCCUGCCAGCCGGCCACCCGCAGACUGAACUAAUUUCAGUGCAAUUGUUGUAAACCGCGCCGGAAGCAGAAAAACAGUGUGAAAAUUGAUUUUUUGAAUAAUUUUAUCAACGAAUACUGUGUUUUGUCGCAUCAUUUUGGGAAAAAAGUUAAGAAUCACAAGUGAGGAUUUUGUCGAAGAUUUUCAUCGACGAAGCCUUCAACGAUCCCAGAAUCCUUAAUGAACAUUGUGGACCAAUCGCUACCGUCGUGGCUCCGCUACCUGCCCCCGAAACCGCCCUCGUCGUCAUCGCACACGCCGUACCCCGCCGCUUCCAGCCAUCGCAGCGCCGCCGCCGCCGCCAUGAGAGAGAAGGACUCGUCGCCGCGCAAGAUGCUGGUAGCGACGAGCGGUCACAGCAGCCCCAAGCAAGCGGCGGUCUAUCCCUCUGUACGCGUGCCGCCUCCGGAUGACGACGCGCCCUUUGAUCUGUCAUCGCGUAAGAGCGCAGCGUCGCCCGUCCCACGCGGGCCACACAUGUCGCCUGCCAGCCGACCCGCCGCCCAGGAAGAGGCGGAAUAUGAACAGCCACUGGACCUGCGCGUUGAUCACAAGAAAUCCAUACUGCGCGCUGCCGCCGCCGCGCGUGGCCUUGGUAAAGACGAGAAUUCGAACGUGAUUGCAUCGGAGACGGAUAAAAUGGGCGGGACACUGCCGCCCCUGCCGCCUACAGCUCUUGGGCAAGGAUCACUUGGUGUUGGUAACUUCCCAGUGCUUUUCCCACCGCAACCCAUGCAUCCGAUGAUGCUGGAGGCGAUGUAUCGCGCGCAGAGUAAAGUACCCAUACAGUAUCCGCGUUAUCCGCCAUUCCUGCCCACAUCAAUGCUGUCCCCGACGUCUCCGUCGUUUGACCUGCUCCGGGCGCCUACCCUGACACCUGUGAGUAAAUUUGAUCCACCUACACCCACAGCCACUACGAAUCUACCACCCGGAGGCGGUGGGGGUACCGGGGGUAGUGUUGGUGGUAAGGUAAAGGAUCGCUACGCCUGUAAAUACUGCGGUAAGGUAUUCCCACGUUCCGCGAAUCUCACGCGCCACCUCCGGACGCACACUGGUGAACAACCGUACAAAUGCCGCUACUGCGAGCGCUCAUUUUCGAUCUCCUCCAACCUGCAGCGGCAUGUACGCAACAUCCACAACAAAGAAAAACCAUUCAAAUGCCCAUUAUGCGAGCGUUGUUUUGGUCAACAGACUAAUCUAGACAGGCAUUUGAAGAAACACGAAGCCGACGGUCCUACUAUCCUCGAUGAACGCGCGCUCCAGCGGCGCUCGUUCCAAGGACGCGCGCUCAACGAAGAGUCCUACUUCGAGGAGAUCCGUAACUUCAUGGGUAAGGUAACAGAAGGGAGACUGGCGCUGGGCGCGCCGAGUUUCGAGCGGUUGGAAAAACUCGAACGUUUUGAAAAACUCGGAUUGUUACCGAUUAAUCAACUCGCUGGACUUGGAGCCGCCGCGCAGAAUAACAACAACGAUGUGUCCACCAUGAACAACAACCAAAUCAAGGCGGAAAAAGUGGAUGAUAUACCGGAGAAGAUGGAUGCGGAUGCGAAGGAUGUGGAGGUGAAACUCGAGCGGGAUUAUUGCAGUUCGAGAUCAUCGACGCGCUCAUCAAGCGCGGCGUCCAGUCGAUGUGACAGCGUGGAUAAAGAAGAUAAACUUGACCGGAUGGAUGCGAAAGACGACGAGAAUCAGGAUAAUAACAAUGUGCCGAUCACGAUGACGAUGACGACGCGGCGGAGGAAGGCGUCGUGAUCGUGUGUAGGUCUAGCGAGGUAACAAAAAUUCUUUAAAAAAAAUGAUUUUUUACAACAUCAGGGGUGAUUUUUGUUCGGUUUCCUUCACUAUUCGUUAAUUAUUUGUGUCUACACGCGAGGAAAACACUGCGGAUUCUUCCCAGACGACGCACUAAUUAAUUACACUUCUUUCUUGCUUGUUUCAUGUGUUUCUGUUGCAUCUUCGGCAUUUUUUCCCGACCGCUUACGUAUGAAAACGUAACGUUUUCCACUUUUAACGAGUCGCUUUAAUUGCCGGCGUGAUUUCUGCGAUUUCUUCGAUUCCCCGGACAGUUACGGCUAAUUAAUUGCCGUAUAACUCGCCGCUGACAUUUAAAGCGCUAAACGGCGAGUAAAACAACAAUUAAUUGAUUAUCGCAUUCGAUCGCCGGCAGUGUGCGCUUUUCAGGCGUUUUCGCCGCCUAAAAUUUAUCCGCGCGCGCUGUGCUCGCCGCGUCUCUUGGGUGGAAGAUGUUGAGAUUGAGAAACUUAUGAUUUAUGUGCGCGCCGCGCGCGCGGUUAAUUCGCUCGGGCCGCUCGUUAGCGAUAUAAACAUGUCACAUUUGACGCCAACGCGCCGCCGCUCUUUAACGAGGCAUUAAAUGGUCGCGCGCGCGCGCCGCGAUCGAAAAUUGAUUCGAAAAGAUUCAUGAGUGUCGCCAGCGCCGAGGACAAAUUGAUCUCUAAUAUAUUAUUACCAUUCGAAUGCGCGAGUUGUGAGUUGUGUGUUGUUACGCUGUGCGUUAACAUUGAAUCACUUCGCUCUCGUUUUCGACCGGCUCGGGCGGACUUAAUUGAUGCCCGCCGUAUUGUUCUCGGCGCGCGCGCUGAUGCAAAUUGCAAUGCGCAAGAAGCCCGCCGAAGACGCGCGCCGCGCACAACAAUGUCGAAAAUUGAAUGCAAGGUCGCGGCGCGGGCGCUCCAAUUCUCAGCGGCUCAUUCAUCGCGCGGUGUUUCGCGGUGCUCGUUAAUAACGGCAUAAUAGCGCUAAUAACCGCACGCCGCAAGACAAUACACGUGGAUUACCUCAUCGCGAUCGCGAAAAACGAAAAACGAAACUAAAUUGUCGAAAUAAAUAAAAAAAAAUACUUGAAUAAUACACACAGCAUCCACCGGAAAUCGAUUUCGUUGUGAAUCGAGUGCCACCCGUCGGGUUCUUGUAUCCAACGGGAGGAAAUUGCCUAAAAUCAACGCGUAAUGCGAUCUCCGCGACAGGAAGUCGCGCCUAAUCACCGAUCGCGCCAAAAACACUUUCGUCUGCCUGACUUUCAUCGCUUCAUCUUCUUAAUACCGGUCAUUUUCGGGUCUGUACUUGUUAACAACACACUUUAACACGUUGGGAAGUUUUGUUUUAAUUUCCGGUGCGCGGUUAUUUACUCUUGAACUGUUUUCUUCUUCUUUUCACCGCUGUAUCCUACUUAAAAAUCUUUAAGAUUUCCAAAGGGUCUUUGUGCACUUUGUUCUUCUAUUGAUCACAACACGUAAAAAGCGCGCGAUGUGAACGAAAACGAAAGCAAAUCGAGAGCAGUCAUUAAUAACGACUUAAUCAUAACUUAAUCGUUUCAUUAGAAGUCAUCACGGCGUAAUCGCUCGAUCUGAUUGAUCCAUCGUUUGGUGGACGGAUCGAUUUCUAUUUCGUUACGUCAGCCAUUUUUUUUUUCGGCCGACGAAUUUCUUUUUUUCAAUUUCUUCUGCACCGGAUUUUGUUCUGCGAGUCUUUUAUUUCAUGCCUUUCAAUUAAUUUCCUUCAAGUCUUCUUCACGGCUGAUAAGAACGAAAUAGAAAUUCCGCGGCGAAGAACUGGAGCGGACGCCGGGCGCCCUCCGGCGGAUCUCUAAUAAUUGUGCGGCUCGAAUUUUUGACUCACAAUCAUUUACAGCGACGUCGGCAUUAAAUGCAAAUUGCUCCAAUUUCCAGGCGUGCGCGCGAAGCGCAAGUGGCGACGUUUUUACGCGCGCGAUUUCUAAUGUCAUCGUAAAACCUAAUUAAUUCACUUUUGCGCCGCUCGACGCUCGUUUUCGUUAAUUAAUUAAGUGAUAAACAUUUCGUACUGCGUGUCGACUGCUACUGUUUCUGCUUUCUUUCGCUGCAUGUUACACAAUUUUCGGUGCGGAUGAAAUUUUUCGAUGAUAUUCUGCGCUCGAAAUCCAAUGAACCGAAGAAGCGCGCUGGUGGAGAAAAAAGCGCGCCGCGCUGAAAUUGAUGCUGAUGAAUACGUAUAGUAAUUGCCGGCUGGUCGAGCAGAACAAGAGCAGGAACCGCUCGCGGUACGUGCGGCGUCUUCCUGCAAGUAGGCUAAGCCUAACCUCGCGCGCAAUCGCCUUCUAACGGUAACUUCGUCGCAGUCAUCUUCAUCUUCUUCUUCUUGGUCUUCUUCUGCGGGCACUUCUGGUCGUAACAUGUAAUGUGUAUCAACUUUUUCUUUUGUGUGCCGGUCGCUCUUUGUGUGCGCUGAGCUAUGCUGAGCGCAUCACAACACUUUUUGCGCGUUUGAUUCUUUUCGGUUUCUUAAUUCUAUUUGAUUUGCCUAACCGACACCCACCGAUGUGCGGCUUUGUUGUCCACAUCAAGAUAAACACGUAGACGUUUAGACGAGUUUUUAACCGCCACCGGAGGCUGGAAACCGUUAGAAUCACCGCGCCGCAUUUUCCACUCGCUUUCCACUUGAUUCAACAAACAAUAAAUUUCAUCGCGAAAUCAUUCACACUCGGCUGGAUUUGUUAAUUUUAUUGUGCGUUGUGUUACACACUGUGCGAAUUAUUGCACAAAUAAAUCACGCACGAAUUAACGAAUCAUCAAAGACUCAUCAGCGCGCUAAUAAACUCAUCAGCAACAUUAAUUAAUUUCUAAUGCAUCACUUUUCACUUUCCACGCUCGGCGUAUGAAUUUUCCUGCGUUUUCUUGACUUUUCCGUGUUGCCAACUUUCUUUUUCAUCGCAAUAAUUAAAAAGCGCGCAAAUCACCUAAUUUUUUUCGCUCCUCAUUUCCUCAAUUUUCACAUCAUCCACGAAAUGCAGUGUUUCUUCUCGGUGCAUACAUGAUGAAAUUCAGCGAGACUUCCUACUACAAACGCAUGUGCCACAAACGAAACAAAAACCGUACAAAACAAACAAGUACAACUAAUUUUACACGUUUAACUAGUUUACUCUCACUUAUUAUACAUUUUUAUAUAAAACAGUUACCAGUAAGUCUAGGAAGUAAAAAAAGUGAUAUGGAAAUUUUCCCCGAGAAAAAAAAAAUCACCCCUGUGCGAAUACAACGAAUUUUUGAUCCAAAAUUCCACACACAACGAAAGUACAAUCCUACGUAAUCACGCAACGAAGACGCACGUAAACUAAAUUAAUAUAUAGGCGCCUUAAAGUUAAAACCUACGAUAAACAUGUAACAAGUAACGCUCGAUAUAUUUAACAAUAUGUGUUCCUUUUUAUUUCCGACGUCGUACAAUCUUCCUGCCUGCGAUGAAGCUGCAAACGCUUUUCUUGCGAAACUCUUAAGGUUUAAUGAUAGAUGUUAAUUAAUCAAUUAAUUAACUCCAGCUAGCCCGGGCUGUCGCGGAGCCCGGGAGGAACUCUCUACGAAUUUGUUCCUAAUGUGUGUGUGAAUGCGUUUUAUUUUUAUAAAAAUAAAUAAAUGUAAUUUUAUUCUUAAAUAUGUAAAAAAAUUUGUAUAGUUUGUAAACUCAACGAUGCACGAUUCACUUUAAUUAAUUUUAUUAAUUAAGUCACCUACGAUCAUAGUUACCUAUGUAGAUGUAUAAUACUGUAAUUGUUUGUGUUUUAUAUUUUUCUCUUUCUGUAACAGAAUGCGUUGUUCUUAGAGCUCGUUAAAAAUGACAAUUUGAACGGCGUGUGCGUUCGAUGACGCAGCGUUCCGCGCGCACAGGACACAGGAGACAUAGUCAAUUAGAUGGUUACCAAUUAAUUAAUAUGUGUACGUACUUAAGCUUUAUUUAAUUUAAACAGCGCGAGCAUAUUCUCGAACGGAACGUCUUGUAGUCAUAUCAUAUCGGAAAUUUUUGUAACAUUUGUGUUUUUUUUUUGUGUAUUUUGGAUUUCGUUUCGUAAGUGUAUAUUGUUUCUAUUUCUAUUUUGUAUAAAAAAAACACAACACACAGGUUAAUUAUUAAAAUGCCACACACUUUCAACGCAUUUUUUGUACAUGGCAUGAGUAAUGACACCGGUUGCUUGGCGUGCGGAUGGAUUUACAACAAUUAUGUCUCUGUCAAAAGUGUUACACAUUUUUGAGUCUUGUCUUUCUUAAACUACUACCUACUAUUAGCUUGUAAGUUAAUGCAAUUUGUGUAAACACGAAAUUUUUAUAAAUAAAAAUUUACAUGAA
Molecule: messenger RNA, 6593 nt
Organism: Dalotia coriaria
Lineage: Eukaryota; Metazoa; Arthropoda; Insecta; Coleoptera; Staphylinidae
Product: transcription factor hamlet-like
Source: RefSeq, a predicted model, not a curated record